Messenger RNA from Plenodomus lingam JN3, 2004 nucleotides. NCBI's taxonomy places the organism in Eukaryota, Fungi, Ascomycota, Dothideomycetes, Pleosporales, Leptosphaeriaceae. The record is from RefSeq and is a predicted model, not a curated record.
AUGCCUGCCAACACGAUCGGUAUAGACGAUUUUUUCUGGGACGUACCGUGGGGCCGGGUGCCUUCUCACCGACUGAGUGUCAUGACCGCCGAGGCUCCCCACUGCAAACCUGGUUUACUCGGCGGCUCGUCCAAAUUGGCUGCUCUUGCUGCAAAACGAAGAAAGGAAAGAGAAGAAGCCGAGGCAGCCGCUUCCAAGUGCAACAGCGAGUCUGAAGCGGCCCUGGCUAUGCUUGACAAACUCACGGUGAGGAGCAAAGUGGGCGUGGCAACAUCCUUCCACGAUUGUUCGACUCAGGCCGCGAGACCUUCUCGUAUAUCCAAAUAUCCAAUCCGACGACGUUCGUCUUCCCCACAGCCGGUAAUUCCUGAAGAGGAGACCUCGAUGGAAGUUGAUGCUCCACAACAAGCCAUCACCACCGAUACCCCCGCCCAACGUGCAUCAGCUUCGAUAUUUGCUACCACCUUGUUUGGCCCCUGCCAAGAGAAGACUGCACCAGAAGCACAGCUUCAAGCCUUCCGGGCGCCUUAUUCCCGUUACAGGGAGUACGAUAGCUCCAAACCUUUUGCUGAGCCAAGCCCGGAUGACAUCGUGAGGGCAGCACAGGCCAAGGGUACCACCCCCAAGGAGAAGAAGAAAAGAAAAAAGAAACCACAUACUGGCGAAAUCUCCGAGUCUGUUGAGAAGCUUGUAUUGGACGAAUCAAAAGUCAAGAGUCAGAACCUCGACGUGGUGGCAGAAUUUGAGAAGAGCGAUUUGAAGCGGAUAGCGAACUUCGUCGUCAUAGGCCACGUCGACCAUGGCAAAAGCACACUCAUGGGCCGCUUGCUUUUUGAUCUCAAGGUGGUCGAUCAGCGAUCAAUAGAUAAACUUCGAAAAGAAGCCGAGUCCAUUGGCAAAUCAUCAUUCGCUCUUGCAUGGAUCAUGGACGAGACUAGCGAAGAACGAAGUCGUGGUGUCACUGUAGAUGUCGCCACAAAUUAUUUCGAAACGGAGAAGUCAUGGUUUACUAUUCUGGACGCACCGGGUCACAAGGACUUUAUUCCCAGCAUGAUAUCCGGAGCUUCCCAGGCUGACUUCCCCAUCCUUGUCAUCGACGCAAGCACGAACAGCUUCGAAUCGGGCCUGAAAGGGCAGACCAAAGAGCACAUUUUAAUUGCACGAAGUAUGGGCAUGCAGCACAUUAUUGUUGCAGUAAACAAAAUGGACACAGUCUUGUGGUCAAAAACACGAUUUGAUCACAUUGUUAAGAGUCUGACAGCCUUCCUGACUGAAGCCAGUUUCUCAGAGAAGCGUAUAACGUUUAUCCCCUUGGCUGGUCUCACCGGUGAGAAUGUCACCAAGAAAAUUGAGAAUUCGGCGGCGCAUUGGUAUGCCGGUAAAACGCUUCUCGAGGCCGUGGAAAGCAUAGAUCUCCCGGAUCGAAACAUGAAAAAGCCUCUCCGACUCUCAGUCGCUGAUGUCUUCAAAGGUGACAUGCGCUCGCCACUCAGUCUUUCUGGGCGCAUAGAAUCAGGUACUCUGCAAGUCGGAGAUGUCAUCUUGGCACUACCCUCUAACCAGACUGCCACGGUCAAGGCCAUUGAAGUCCGCGAUUCACCGGCAGAUUGGGCCGUCGCAGGACAAAUACCAACACUUCAUUUGACCGACAUCGACCCCAUCCACCUGCGACAAGGUGAUAUGGUAUGUGCGCCUCAAGCUCCCGUCAAAAUCGUCAAAGCCUUUACGUCGAAACUCCUUGCUUUUGAGCAUGUCCUGCCCAUGCCUGUGGAAGUGUUUCGGAGCACAUUGAAUUCCCCUGGCAGUGUGAGGACUCUAAGCGCAAAGCUGAACAAGUUCACUGGCGAGGUUGUCAAGAAGAAGCCCAGAAUCAUCAAGCCGGGUGAGGUGGCGAGGGUGGUGGUCGAGCUGGAGAGAGAACUGCCGAUUGAAGAGGGAAUGAGAGUGGUAAUUAGGGAGAGAGGUAGAACGGUGGGAGCAGGACUGAUGGAGAAUGUAGCUUAG